AGCGGCUGGAGGGUCGCAGCUGCAGCCGGACUGGGAGACGCCUGGAAGGCCUUGGACACAAAAAUCUUCCGGCCUGCCUCUCCCAUCAGGCUCUGCUGGGGCAGCUGUGUCCAUCUGAGAGCGCCAUGUUGAAGGGGCCACCCUUCAGGAAGAAGCCCAGUCUGGAAGACAACAGCAGCUUCUAGAUGUUUAAAUUUUGUAGCGCUAUUCCUGAGGAAUCUUUCUGAGGUGAAAAUGGAGAAAUAAGACUCCACAGGCCUGAAAUCGGAGGAGGUUCCAGAGGGGAGAGGAAAAUCCCUUCAUGUCCUUCAGGCUGGAAAUAUGAAGCAAUUCCUGAAAAGGAGACAGGGAGAUUUGAUGCAUCGGCACACAGGGAAGGGUUCCCUUUCCCUUGCUCAGUGGGAAGCGCAGUGGCAGGAGUUCCUUAGGACAGUGGAAAACCCUCAUUUUGGAUGGGGAAUCCCACACAUGCCAAAAAAGCAGUCCCCGUGGGAGGAUGCCAAGGCCUUUCUGGCCUCCUUUGAACAAGUGGCCGAAGCCUGUCAGUGGCCAAAGGAAGAGUGGGUGACGCAACUCCUGCCAGCCCUCAGUGGAGAGGCCGAAAAAGACUUUAAUAGUCUGGAUGUCCAAGACAGAGAGGAUUAUGGGAGGGUGAAGGCAGCCAUCUUGCGAGGAGAUGCCCUGAGUCGGGAAAAGCAUCGUGAAGAGUUCAGGCGUUUCUGCUACCAGGUGGCAGAGGGGCCAAGAGGAGCCUACAGCCGACUGCGGGAAAUGUGCCACGGGUGGCUGAGAGUUGAGAAUCACAGCAAGGAGCAGAUCCUGGAAAUCUUGAUCCUGGAGCAGCUUCUGAGUAUCCUGCCCAUGGAGAUCCAGAGCCAGGUGAGGGAGAGUGGCCCUGAAAAUUGCUCCCAGGCGGUGGCCCUGGCUGAAGAGAUCCUCUUGAAACAGGAGAAGCAGGCAUCCUUGGAGACUGGGGCCAGGAGUGUCUCUGAGGCAGGCCAGGUUCCCUCUGAGAACGACUGGAGGCAUCUCCCAAUGGAAAUCAAGGAAGAAGAGCAUGGAGAGGCUGGCCGACUGGCAGGAAGUGUAGGUGAGUUGGCCAGGGAAUUAGAGGGGUCACCACUGGUGAAACCCAAGGAGGAAGAGUAUGAAAGUAACUUCAGGGAUCCUAAUGGAAUUAAGAAGAAGGACGGAAAUGGCAGAUUUGAGAGGAGGGAUGAAUCCAUUCCUUUCCAAGGAGGAGGCUUCCAUGAAGUCCCAGUCCAAGAAGAAAAGUCAACCAAAAAGGGAAGGGACAAAGGCCUCCAUGAUAAUCAAAGAAUCCGCUACAGGGAAAAAGAAAAUGAAAGCAGGUCCUUUGGAAAUACCUUUGGUCAGAGCACAAAUAUGAUUUCCCUGAAACAAAUUCCCUCAGGAGAGAAACCAUAUAGUUUCCUGGAGUGUGGAAACAAUUUUGGCCACAGAACAGCCCUUACUCUGCAUCAAAGAAUUCAUUCAGGGGAUGAUCAGGAGGAUGACGAAGAUGAGCAACUGCACCAAUUAUCCCCAGAUAAAGCCAAGCCUGAAGGUUUGAAAAAAACCUUCAGGAAUCAAGAUGAACCAAAGAGGCAGAAAGAAAGCCACAUUGUCGAGAAGAGAGCUGAGCAAAGGAUUUCUGCGAAUGCUGGGGGUUGCAGUGAAAUAAUACAUAUAGUGGAGGAAACAUACAAAUGCUUGGAGUGCGGGAUGAACUUUUCAGAUCAAACCCAGUAUAAUAUUCAUUUACGAGUGCACAGUGGAAAGAAAAUCCAUAAAUGCUUGGAAUGUGGAAAAUGCUUUCUUUGCAGAGCAGAACUCCUUAGACAUAACCGAAUCCACACAGGAGAGAAGCCAUUUGGCUGCUCAGAAUGUGGCAAGAGUUUCUCACAGAGAACAAACCUUAUUCAGCAUCAAAGAAUUCAUUCGGGAGAGAAGCCAUACAAAUGCUCAGAGUGUGGAAAGAGGUUCAGUCGGUGUAGUGAUGUUCAGCGGCACCAAAGAGUCCAUACAGGGGAGAAACCUUUUCAGUGCUCAGAGUGUGGGAAAAGAUUCAUUCAGAAAUCCAGCCUUCAACAGCAUCAAAGAAUCCACAUGGAGAGAAGCAACAGUAGCUUCUUAACCUGUGACAAGAGUUGUACAUCUUAAAGAUAGCCAGAGAUUCCACAAAGGGUUGAAACCAUAUAAAAGAUUGGAAAGAGUUGCAUCUGCCCAGAAAACUUACUGUAACCACAGAAAGCAAAAUUAAUAAAUACAUUCAAGCUGAAGAGAAACGGUAUAAAAGCUUGGAUUAUGGAAAAAGCUUUAGUCAUGAAUGAGUCCUCAAAUAGAUCAAACAGGGAAGAGUGAAAAUAUGCUUUGAGGGUGGCUGAUUGUCCAGGCUCUUCUCUGAUUGUCCAGGCUCUUCUCUGAUUGUCCAGGUGUCAAGGGCUCAAACAGUAGUUAUAAAAAGAAGGGCCUUUGUCAUGGUUUUCCUUUUCAGUGACACUCACUGCUUAAGAACAUCUUCCAAGUUGAAGCAUGUUCCCUGUGAGGGAAGGCUGAGGAGUCUGGGACUUUUCAGUUUAGAACCCAGGUGACUAAGGUAGACAUGAUAAAGGUUUAUAAAAUUAUGCACAGGGUAGAAAGAGAGAAAAAUUUCUCUCUUUCCCAAUACUAGAAUGCAAGGUCAUCCAUUGAAGCGCAAGGGCAGAAGAUUCAGGCUGACGAAAGAAAAGAUUUCUUUUCACAGUGAGCAAUUAAAAUGUGGAGUUUGCGGCCAGAAGAUGUAGUGAUGGCCACAGGCAUGGACAGCUUCAAAAAAGGAUUAGAUAGCUUCAUAAAAAAUAGUUAUAUCAGUGGCCACUAGCCAGGGUGAUUAAGGGAAACCUCCACGUUCAGAGGCAUUCAGCCUCUGAAUCCCAGGGCCAGAAGGCAACACUGGGGAAGGCCUCAGCCUCUAUGGCCAAUUGUUGGAACUGAUUGGCUGCUGUGUGAGACAGGAUGCUGGACUAGAUGGACCAUUGGCCUGAACCAGCAGGGCUCUUCCAAGUCCUGUGCAGAAAUAAGCAAACUGAGGAUAAUGGACAGCUACAUCAUGUAUAUGACUGGUAUAAGGCAAUGUGAAUAGCUGAUUUUCCUAAUUUCCAAAUAGUUCUACACAGCAAGGAAGUCUGAGGGGCAUUCUCGCUGUCUGGACUGCUGUGAACUUCCCAGGGUCUCACCACUGGAUGUAAUUGAGACUGAAAUGAAAACUCAUUUAAUUCAAACAUGCCCCAAAGAACAUCCAGUAUUCUUGGAUGUGGUGGAUAUCUUUGGAUUUGGGAGGUGAAUGUUUUAAAAUGCGAAUUUUGCUUUGAGAAUUUAUUGUGAAUUUUAAAUUGUUAUUUACCCUCAUAAGGACUUUCAAAGCUUUGAAUUGAAGGAUUUUUUUUCUUUAUGAGUGAAAUUAACUUUGGUUUCUAUUUUUAUUUUUGCAUUUGGCUUGUAACAAUAAUAGCAGUAUAAUUGUGUCAUAGGAGAUCUUUAUUGUUGACACAGCUUUUGUUCAUUUGGUCACACCGGGUUUACUGUAUGCUUAAUCUUCAUUCUGUUCAGUUUUUGUGCUCCAGCAUAUGCAGGCAUAGAAAGAAAGACACCCUUUGCCCAAGAUCCUGCCUAACUACCAGAGGGAUCUCCAGGUAUCCUGCAUGCCAUGGCUGCCUCUGUUCCUGAUGCUAGAGGAGAAGGGUGCCCCUUCUACUGAACCCUGACAGGACAGCAGGACUGAAGCUUUGUUGAUGCAAAGAAAAACGGGGGGAGAGAAAUUUGACCCCAGAUAUAUCGACUUUACUGUAAGAGUUCAGCUAACUACAGUACAAAAUUCUUCUAGAAUUUUAAAAAGAGCUUUCUUUAGAGCAUACAACACACCAAUAAUAACACUGCUCACCCCAAUAACUACAGGUCAAAACAAGGACAAGGGUUAUAAUUAUUUUAACACAGUUGUACAUAUGAACUAGUACUGGUAUUUUAAAUAAACAUCGGCAUCUAAAAGAGCAAAAAAAAAAAUCCUCACGACUUAUAGUUAGAAACCAACUUCUGCAGCUGAAGGACAACAGCUGUGAAAGUGAUGGUGUUAAAAGCAUUUUUUUUUCUCACAUGGCCCCUGUAAAGUAUGUGUCCUGAGAGAAGGAAAACAUUUUAGAACACAAACAAUACCAGAACUUUUACUAUCAGUUCAUUUUGUAGUUGUAAUUCUGGGGGAGGGUGGGUUGAUUUGUGUUAUCCAAUACCCUUGUAAAUUAAUGUACAUGGGAAUCACCACUAGGUCCAUCAGGGUGAAAAUUUGUGAACACAUAAACUGCAAAAAAAUAAACAAUGCUCUUGUAAA
Molecule: messenger RNA, 4363 nt
Organism: Sphaerodactylus townsendi
Lineage: Eukaryota; Metazoa; Chordata; Lepidosauria; Squamata; Sphaerodactylidae
Product: zinc finger protein 397-like
Exons: 6
Coding region: 322-2163 (613 amino acids)
Biological process (GO): regulation of transcription by RNA polymerase II
Cellular component (GO): nucleus
Molecular function (GO): DNA-binding transcription activator activity, RNA polymerase II-specific; RNA polymerase II cis-regulatory region sequence-specific DNA binding
Source: RefSeq, a predicted model, not a curated record